Messenger RNA from Dicrocoelium dendriticum, 2571 nucleotides. NCBI's taxonomy places the organism in Eukaryota, Metazoa, Platyhelminthes, Trematoda, Plagiorchiida, Dicrocoeliidae. The record is from the annotation of a GenBank genome assembly.
AUGCGGUCGGUGGUGCUAUCUAGUUUAUUAUUUUUCAUCCUUUGUGUGUUUUUAUACAUCACUACGAAUAGAGUUGUACCGGAGCUGCGAAGGCCGUUUAAUUCGCUUUCGCGUGCCCGCCUGGAUCAUCUGGUUCGGCAAUCCUCCUCCUGUGAUUUGACAAUGAGUGAAUUGGAUCAAUUCAGGCAAGAAAGCGAACAGCUGAAAAACAUGAUAAGGGAGGCUCGGAAAGCCGCCGCUGACACAACACUGAAUCAAGCUGCGCUAAACGUGGAACCAGUCGGGCGGAUUCAAAUGCGUACACGUCGCACACUGCGGGGGCAUUUGGCCAAAAUUUACGCGAUGCACUGGAGUACGGAUUCCCGAAAUCUGGUAUCCGCCUCACAGGAUGGAAAACUCAUUGUCUGGGAUGGUUACACAACUAACAAAGUCCAUGCCAUUCCAUUACGAAGCAGCUGGGUCAUGACUUGCGCCUACGCACCUUCAGGAAAUUAUGUCGCCUGUGGUGGGCUAGACAAUAUAUGUUCAAUUUACAAUCUGAAAACUCGCGAGGGCAAUGUACGUGUCAGCCGUGAGUUGCCUGGUCACACAGGCUACUUGUCCUGUUGUCGGUUUAUCGAUGAUAGCCAAAUAGUCACCAGCUCCGGUGAUGUAACCUGCGGUCUGUGGGACAUCGAAACCGGUCAACAAAUCGCCAAUUUCACUGGUCAUACCGGCGACGUCAUGAGUCUUAGUCUGGCUCCCGACAAUCGUACAUUUGUCUCGGGUGCUUGUGAUGCGUCGGCGAAACUCUGGGAUAUUCGAGACGGACAAUGCAAGCAAACGUUUCCGGGGCAUGAAUCCGAUAUCAAUGCCAUCAUUUUCUUUCCCAGCGGAAUGGCAUUUGCCACUGGCAGUGAUGAUGCCACGUGUCGCCUGUUCGAUAUUCGUGCCGAUCAAGAAAUUGGAAUGUUCAGUCAUGAUAAUAUCAUUUGUGGUAUAACGAGUGUGGCGUUCAGCAAGAGCGGGCGCCUUUUGUUGGGCGGUUACGAUGACUUCAACUGCAACAUUUGGGACACACUCAAACAAGAACGAGCCGGUAUUCUGGCCGGUCAUGACAAUCGCGUUAGUUGUCUCGGUGUUUCAGAAGACGGAAUGGCAGUUUGCACUGGCUCUUGGGAUAGCUUCUUGCGAAUCUGGAACUGAGUGGUUCUUAGGGCAACAAGACAGCGCUACUGCGCAAUCAACCCGCUUGUUUUUAUCACGAUCUUGUUGACUUAGCGACAAAAGCGCUGAUCUAUUUGUUCUUUGUGAUAUCCUCCGCACCUUACUUACGGUGCACGUAUUGUGCGGACACUCGCUUGCUCCCCCGGGCCACCACCAUCUCAUCUACUCCAACAGCACAGUAUCGAUGAUUGCGACACACAAUAUCCAACGCUCUUCAGCGAUUACUUCAAUUCACACCUAACCAAUGGUGUGGUGCUCUUUGAUUGUAAAAUGCUAUUCUCGUCAGCGUCUCCCUAUCUCCAUUUGCGCUUCUUCCUUGUGUGUUCAUGUCACGGACUACGAUCAGGUUAAUCCAUCCUUGGGCGUCCACCGCUAAUUAUUUUCUAUUCACCUUUUCCGUGAUCUAUUCAGUUUUCUCCCCUACUUUACCGUCAACAAACUGAUUUUUUUCCUUUCCUUCCUGUGCUUAUUGGAUUACUUAAGAUUCCACCCUCGACGUCCACGGCUAAUAUCUUGUCUCACAACCCAUCUUUUGUGUGUGUGUGCGUCGGUACAUGCAUUCUAUCUUGGCAUGCCUGUACCACCACACUUAUGGAACUGCCUUUUCUCACCGACACUGUUCCCAGUCGGUUCGCAUUUAAACACCCACCUUGCCGUGUUUCCUUCUCGACCUUCUAUCCUCCGUUCCCUACCGUCUCUUUGAAGCGGUGAUCUUGUUUAAUCAUGUGGCUCUUUGGUCCGGUUGAUUUUGAUUUUUAUGCACCUACUACUGACUCGCAGUGAAUGACAAUGCUGCGUACACAAUUUCACGACGUUUCUCCCCCGCUUUAUGAUUCUGUUAUUUCACGCUGCAUGACUCCUCCGAGCAUUUCGUCAACGUCGUGUUAAUUUAUUUGUUUCUCAACGCUUGCACACAUGACGACCUCCCGCAAAUCCUCGCACAAGCUUGAGCUUACUUCUCUUCUACCUGGCUUACUAUACUGGGUCUACAGUUGACUGUUUAAUGACACCCCUCCCUUUCGGAUACACGGAGGCAAACCACUGGAGUACGUGGUGGAAGGGCGCACCACUAGGUCUCUUUCCAUUCGCUAAUUUCUUUUGUCGCGUGUCUCCAUGCAAUACACCCCACCCUUUGAGAUUUCAGUUCACUGUUAUCGUGGUUCGGUGAGAGUAAAGAGCACUGUUUGUAAAACAAAUGUCGAAUCUCAAAAGCUUGGCACUCACAACUUUCUAGUCCCCCCUCCCGCCCCGAUCUCACUGACUCUGUUCAUGUAUUCGGUACGAGUUGCCCCUCCUCUACCCAUCAUAUUCCACAUUUUCUCUCUUGUUCGUAUCAUCGUCAUUAGUAGUACACUUGUUCGUUGC